Messenger RNA from Caretta caretta (loggerhead turtle), 4812 nucleotides. It is a transcript of the gene B3GNT8, whose product is annotated as UDP-GlcNAc:betaGal beta-1,3-N-acetylglucosaminyltransferase 8. NCBI's taxonomy places the organism in Eukaryota, Metazoa, Chordata, Testudines, Cheloniidae. Gene Ontology annotation, biological process: poly-N-acetyllactosamine biosynthetic process; protein O-linked glycosylation. The record is from RefSeq and is a predicted model, not a curated record. Gene Ontology annotation, cellular component: Golgi membrane. Gene Ontology annotation, molecular function: protein N-acetylglucosaminyltransferase activity.
UAGUUUGGUUUGGGUGGUGCCGGGCCCAACCGGGAGCCUGGAACGGCUCAAAGGGACCUGGGAGAAGGGAAGAUUUUUUCGCUUUGGGCCGAGAAAGUUCUCGGAGCACAACUGUGCGGCAUGUUCCCAACACCGCACUAGGCGGGAAACGGCAGGAAAGAAACGGUCCCUGUCCCCAACCCCGCCCUUUUCAGGCCAUCUUCAUCCUGGGAAGAAGCGACAGGCACCACAACCCCCUUUCCCCCUCCCAUUUCAGGUCGGUUUGCGGGCGUGCGGGCAAGGUGGGAGGGCGGAGAGCUGGACGUGCCUCAGUAUUUCUAGUCGGAGCCGGUCACGCCCGCGUCGUCUCCUCUCCCACCCACAGGCCUGGCUCAACGCUCCCUCCCGGCCUGCCUCCCGUUCCUCCUCCAGCCGCUCUGCCGCCAGCGGGACUUGCGGUGGCCCGGGGGGGUCCCAGGAUGUGGGACAAGUCAGAGCUUUUAUUGGACCCACUUCCGCCGGGGGGAGAGACGCGCUUCGGAGCCUCCUGGCGCCCUGGAAGGGACCCAAAGAAGAGCUCCGUGUUUGCUCCAAAGCAUGUCCAACACAGGAUCUCCCCUCCCCUCCAUGUCCCUCCAGCUCAGAUCCCCGGUGCCCGUCGCACGGGCGUUUCAUGCCGCCGGCAGGAUGGCACCUGGGUAGAAGCCAUCCCACCUGCCCCUGCCCUCUCAGGGAGGCCAUUAGCCACGGGGAAGCUUCCCUUCCCUGCUAGCCUUUGUCUCGGGCGUCAGCUGCCCAGCGGAGCCGCUGCCCGAGAAGUCUGCUGUGCGUGGGGAUAUGUCAGGGGCCUGGCGCCCGCGGGCUGAGCCUGGCACAGGAGCCGAGCCCGUUGCAGGCUGGGUUUGUGUUUUGAAAGCCCUUGGGUGUUUUUGCAUCUGGUGGUUUGGGGUCUGAGUGGAGGAGCCUGGCCAGCAGCUCGCCCCCGGGGGAAAGGGGCUGGCACGUCCUGCCCCUCGCGUGAGGCCAUGAGACCGUGCGUCUCGUUGUGUGGUGGUGCCUGGGGGCGCCCGACACCAGCGCUUCUGAGCCUCACCACUACGACUGACCCACAACCCCCUCGUGAGCCUGGCGAGGGGCAGCCCUGGGCCCAGCAAGGAGUGAUUUGUUCAGAGUAGAGUUCAGAACCCAGGAGUCCUGGCUCCCAGCCCCCCCGCUCUAACCACUAACCCCACUCCCCUCCCAGAGCUGGGGAUGGAACCCAGGAGUCCUGGCCCCUCGCCCCUUCCCCCCUGCUCUAACCACUAGACCCCAUUUCCCCCUCCCCCGAGCCAGGAAUAGAACCCAGGAGUUCUGCUGCCCCAGCCCCCCUGCCCUAACCAGCAAAGCCAGAAAUGGACCUCGCUGGCUCCGGCAGAGUGGAAAUGCUGACGGGCUGUUUAUUUUUAGCAGCAGGUUCAUGGUUCAAACCCCGUUAUCAGCUCCGCGUGCCUGUCUGGCUGUGACCCAGGCCGGGAGCGAACGCUGCCCCCCGGGUGCCCCAGCCAGAGGCCUCAUAGCUCCCUGCCGGCUCCCGAUUCCCAGGGCAUUGGGGGAUUUUGGUUGCUCCAUUUCGGGUGUCGGUGGGGGAGGUGAAAGCCCAGCCUGCCCCCGGCCAGCGAGCUCUCGUUUUCUUGGCAGGAGGUCGGGGCGAGGCAGGUGAUUUUGGGACUGAUCCUGCCUCAGUUUGGCUGCUGGGGGCAGGACGGGGAAGCUUGGGCUUCUCUGCAUUAGCAAGAAGGGGCGUUUUUCCUGCGGGGUGUCGGCUGUGUUGCAGUGACCAGGCCGGGAGGCCCCAGGGUAGCCGGUCUCGCCUCGCCGCCACAGGGGGAAAUGGGCCGCCAGGUUGUCCCCCCCGGACCGUAGAACCAGUUGGACCUGCUGUGUCAUGCGGGUCGCUGCAUUCCCCCAGGGGCCCCUCCAGCAGGAUGUGUGUGUGGCUGAGGCGUGUCUCUCUUCUCCGCCGUGUUGGUCCCAAGGCUCUGGAUUUGAAGCCCUCAAGGGAUGGAGAAAGGCUGGCUCAGACCCAUGGUCCUGCUGGCUCAGGGUCCUGUCUCUGACCGUGGCCGGCGCUGGCUGCUUCAGAGGGAAUGAACAGAACAGGACAAUUAUUGCGUGAGCCAUCCCCUGCCGUCCAGUCCCAGCUUGGGGCAGUCAGAGGUUUAGGGACACCCAGAGCAUGGGGUUGCGUCCCUGACCAUCUUGGCUAAUAGCCAUUCAUGGACCUGUCCUCCAGGGGCUGAACUCAUUCCGUUUUGAACCCAGUUCUCCUUCACAACAUCCCCUGGCAAGGAGUUCCGCAGGUUGUCUGUGCGUCGGGUGAAGUCCUUCCGUUUGCUUUCAUCCUGCCACCUGUUCGUUUCCCCGGGUGACCCCUGGUGGGGGUGUUAGGCGAAGGGGUAAGUAACACUUCCCUACUCGCUUCUCUGCGCCCUCUGUGAUUUCUCAGCCCUUUCCCCCACCCCCCCUCAAGGCUACUUAACACACUUCGGUGGCACGGCUGCCGUGUAGCCGCUCGCUGCGGCAGGAGCCGGGCUCUCCCAGCCCUGGCGUUAAGCUGUCUGCCUGGCUGCACAAGGUCUCUCGGGGUGUGAGCGAUGGGCCUGGCUCGGCUGGGCUGCUGUUUGCCCGUCCCCAUGAUUCUCCCCGCGGUGGGAACCUCGCGCCGGCUGACACGGGGGGGGGGUUGAGACACCAGCUUUUGCACCACAAGCUGCGCAAGCCGGAAACCGUCUUGAGUGUUGUAAACGCCUGGAUCCCCCCGAUGGCUGGGGGGUCCCUGUGGGCAGCUGGGCCGGCUCAAGAAGUCCCUGUACGUGAUGUAACCGUCCCCCUCUUCCCCUUUCUCACAGCCGCUGCGUCUGCCUGUUUUCCUCCACCGCCGCCCCGUGAGAAACAAAGGUCGUUGUGCGGCUGUCGUCAGGCCUCCGCCACGAUCUGGCUUCCCAGGAUCCCCCGGACCUGCUCCUUGGGGGUCCCACCAGCUUGGCUUGACCGUGCUCCGCCGGGGAACAAGCUGAUCCCAAAGCCACCCGGAUUUCUGACGUGGGCGAUGAUGUGGCCCUGGCUCGCUGGGGAUGAGGCCAAGGGACCCCCAGCCCCCCAGGGGCUGUGACGCUGACCGGGAGCUCCCAGACAGGCCGCUGCGGCCGGCUGCCGAUCUCGGAUCGUCUCUUCGCAGAGACCAGACUCGGGCCGUCGCUAGCCCAGCGAGGGGAAUGGCUGCUCCAGGCGUGGGGGAAACCCUGUGUUGAGUCAUGCAAGGCUCCGUGAUGGCAGAGGACCAUGAAGGGGACCAAGCUGCUGACGGCGACCUUGGCCCUGCUGACGCUGCUGGCCCUGAAGGCCUAUAUGGACUGGAGCUUGGAGCAGCCCGAGCACCUGCCCGCCCCUGAGCCCGCCUGGCACCCCAGCCCCCUCCCGCUCACCCAGCCGCUGGGGGACGACCCGGCGGGGCUGCUGCUCCGUCUCAACGCCUCUCUCCAGCGGCUCCGCCACAGCGUCCCCGAGGCGGACGCCUACUGGAACCGCCAGCUGCGCGGGCUCUUCCAGGCGCUGGAGGGGGGGCCGGCCAACGGCACGUGGGGCUGCGGGGACGGGCCGGCCGCGGCGGCCGCCAUCAGGGACUUCGCCUCGUACCCAGACCAGCACCGGCGUUUCGUGCUGCAUGCCGGGUGCCGCAGCUUCCCGCUGCUGGUGAACCAGCCCCACAAGUGCGCCGGCAACGGGACCUUCCUGCUGCUGGCCAUCAAGUCGGUGCCGGGCAACUUCGCCGCCCGCCAGGCCGUGCGGGAGACCUGGGGCCGGGAGGGGGCACACGGGGGGCAGCCGGUGCGCACCAUCUUCCUGAUGGGCGCGGCCCACGGCCCGCACCAGCCCGACCUGCGGCGCCUCAUCGCCGCCGAGAGCCAGGCCUACGGCGACGUCCUGGUGUGGGACUUCGAGGACACGUUCUUCAACCUGACCCUCAAGGACUUCCUCUUCCUGGGCUGGGCGCUGGCGCACUGCCCCGACGCCCGCUUCGUGCUCAAGGGCGACGACGACGUUUUCAUCAACACGCCGCGGGUGCUGGCCUACCUGGGGGCGCUGGACACGCGCCGGGCCCGGACGCUCUACACCGGGCAGGUCAUGGCCAACGCCUCCCCCUUCCGCCAGGCCUCCAGCAAGUACUACAUCCCCGAGUCCUUCUACGCGGGGCCGUACCCGGCCUACGCCGGCGGGGGCGGCUACAUCUUCUCGGGCCGCCUGGCCCCGGCCCUCUUCCUGCUGGCUCAGCACGUGGCCUUCUACCCCAUCGACGACGUCUACACCGGGCUCUGCUUCCAGGCGCUGGGGGUGCGGGCCGAGGCCCACCCCGAAUUCCAGACCUUCGACAUCGCCGAGAAAGACCGGGCCGACCCCUGCGCGCACCGGCAGCUGCUCCUGGUGCAUCGGCGCAGCCCGCCGCAGACCAUGCAGCUCUGGCUGCAGCUUCGCGACCCCCAGCUCAAAUGCUGAUGGGGGGCUGAGCGCUGGCUGCAGGGGCCCCAGCCUUGAGCGGAGAGGGCCCUGGGACAUGGGGCUCCGGCAGGGCUGGAGGGGGGCUGCCCGUGCUGGGGGCCAGGACAAGAGAACGGGCCAAGCGGAAACGUGGUCCCGGCUCUCUGCCGCCAGACCGGCAAAUUCCCUCCCGCUGCCUUUAACUGGCCCCCCAGCUGUGAGCUGGGCCAUGGACCUGGGCGCGCCUGGGGGCGGGGGCACUGCUCUGGGCAGCUGGCUGUCGUUCCCGGAUGGGCCAUUAAACAGUGUCUGGCAGGA